AUGACAUCCUACCUUCAGAAAGAAAGGAUCCCAGACCAGUGGAAGACCUCGCGAACCGUUCUUAUCCAUAAGAAAUGUGACCGAGAGGACCUUCGGGACUACCGUUCGAUAUGCUUGCUGAGCGUGUUACACAAAGUAUUCACCAAAAUCACCCUCACGCGCAUAUCUAAGACGCUGGAUGAAGCCCAGCCUCAAGAACAAGCUGGAUUCCGCCAAGGGUUCAGCUGCUUGGACCAGAUCCAGACCGUGUCGAGAGUCAUAGAGGUUUGCCGGGAAUACCGCCUGCCCUUUGUUCUAACCUUCGUCGACUAUGAGAAAGCCUUUGACAACGUAGAAACGAAUGCAAUACUGUCAGUGCUUGUUGAUCAAGGUGUGGACGCGUCAUAUGUGAGGAUAUUAGCCAAUUGCUACGAUCGAUGCACGACUAGGAUGCAGCUUUUCCACCGCCCUCUCACUAUACUCAUUGGAAAGGGGGUACAAAAAGGCGAUACUAUAUCGCCGAAGCUGUUCACGGCUGCAUUGCAAUGGAUAAUGAAAUCACUUUCCUGGGAAAAAUGGGGCAUACGUGUUGAUGGAAGGUUUCUCGAACCUUCGUUUCGCGGACGACAUCGUUCUCUUUUCGAGCAGUACCAAUGA
This is a messenger RNA of Necator americanus (New World hookworm), 636 nucleotides long. RefSeq lists its product as uncharacterized. Bases 1 to 636 code for a protein of 211 amino acids. NCBI's taxonomy places the organism in Eukaryota, Metazoa, Nematoda, Chromadorea, Rhabditida, Ancylostomatidae. The record is from RefSeq and is a predicted model, not a curated record. The transcript has a single exon.